Molecule: messenger RNA, 1749 nt
Organism: Penicillium roqueforti
Lineage: Eukaryota; Fungi; Ascomycota; Eurotiomycetes; Eurotiales; Aspergillaceae
Exons: 2
Coding region: 1-1749 (582 amino acids)
Biological process (GO): glycerol catabolic process
Cellular component (GO): cytosol
Molecular function (GO): glycerone kinase activity
Source: RefSeq, a predicted model, not a curated record
AUGUCCGACAAACACUACUUCCCCUCAACAAGCGCCAAUUCUUUGGUCCCAAGAGCGCUGCGAGCUCUUGUCUCCGCAAACGAUCACUUGAGUUUGAACUACACAGAGAGAGUAGUUUCCAAUGCGUUUCAUGAUGACUCAAAGGUGAGCAUUAUCAGCGGAGGCGGCUCAGGACACGAACCGGCGUGGAGUGGCUAUGUUGGUGAUGGCCUGCUAUCAGCUGUUGCGUGCGGUGAUAUCUUUGCGUCACCAAGCGCAAAGCAAAUCCUGGCUGCGAUUCGGACGGCCCCAUCGAAGAAAGGGACUAUACUACUCAUAACCAAUUACACUGGAGAUCGUCUUCACUUCGGCCUUGCGGCCGAGAGAGCUAAGGCUGAAGGUCUGGUUGAAAAUAUUGCCAUUCUACAUGCUACAGAUGAUGUCUCCAUUGGAAGAAGUAAAAAUAGCCACAUGGCAAUGAAGAUCAUCGGGGCAGCUGCCUCGGAGGGUUACUCUUUCAAACAGUGUCUUGCACUGGGACAAGCAAUAAAUGGGCAGACGGUUACGAUCGCCUCGGCUCUUGACCAUUGCCAUGUUCCAGGCAGACACCAACAAUCAUCCGUCCCAGACAAUGUGGUUGUCGUCGGCGCCGGUAUACAUAAUGAGCCCGGCCAACUUCAUCUUUCCCCCGCCCCCCCUGUCGAGCAACUUAUUGAGCAGUGUCUCAAAUUCCUUUGCGAUGAUUCCGAUACAGAGCGAGCAUUUGUCAAGUUUGAGCCACGCGAUGAAAUUGGUUUACUGGUCAACAACUAUGGUGGCCUCUCUGUCCUCGAGUUAUCUGCUCUGACCGAUGAGAUCCAAUGUCAGUUAAGCUCACGAUGGAACAUCAGGCCUUGCAAAACAUUAUUUGGUUCAUUUGAAACGUCUCUCAACGCGCCAGGCUUUUCGAUUUCUCUCUGCAACCUUACCGCCGCAGCUCGGCAAUCGAAUCAAUCUGUCGCGACCUUGAUACGGCACUUUGAUUGUCCCACCACUGCUGUCUCUUGGCCAAACACCUCCCGUCCCUCUCCUUCUCAACAGAAGACCACCUUCGAUGAUCUCGAUGCCGAGGUAAACAGCCAAAUUACCGCUUCCCCUCGCAUCAAAUUUGACCCUUUACUAUUGGAGAAAGCCUUAAGGACCUCGUGCGAAAGAGCCAUUGCAGCAGAGCCAAGGCUGACCCAGUGGGACAUGGUCAUGGGCGAUGGAGACUGUGGCGAGGCAGUCCAAGGCUUGGCCGAAUCAGUCCUGCAAAGUGUCGAUAAAGGCUGCACAGCCUCAGGCGAUCUGCUAGAGGUAAUUCGGUCUGUGUUGCAGAAUGUCGACGACAUGGGUGGAACCCUCGGUGCAAUUUUUGGAGUUCUUCUUUCCGCUCUUUAUACAGCCCUGAGAAAGAAUUCGCUCGAGGGAAUCUGCCCUAAUACGCCAAACUUCUAUUCAACUGCUCUGGCGUCCGCGACGACAACCCUGAAGUCGCACACGGGAGCAAGGGAAGGAGACCGUACUGUUAUGGACGUUUUACUCCCUUUCAGCGAGGAGUUUUCGAAAACAAAUGAUUUUCUGUCAGCAGUGGAUGUGGCUGCUAAAAAGGCGGAGGAAACAAGACAUCUCAAGGCCAAGUUCGGCCGAGCAACGUAUGUCGGGGAUGCCUCAAGUCAGCAACUCCCAGACCCCGGGGCUUGGGCUUUGUAUGAGAUAGUUGCGGGCUUGGCGGAUGGACUUGGGCUUUAG